GCAGAUGAUGAAGAGCAGCAGGUGAGACUUCCUCUCUUUCUUUUACCACUCCUGUCCAUCACCGGCAGGACUGGCUGUACUUUCAGGUGUAUGAUGUGAACGUUCUAGGCGGAGUAUGAUGCCAUGCUGCAGGAGUUUGCCGGCGAGGGAUCCCCCUGCUAGCCUCUGCCGUCCCAGCGGAGACCUUCCAGCCCUAUCUCAACGAGCUGCUGCCGCUCAUCAUGAACAAGGCUAAGUUGUCGUACACAGUGGCCGACCGUUCAUUCUCCGUGGGCACGCUCGGAGAGAUCCUGCAAUCCCUCGUCAACGUAUCUGGGGGCAGGGCCUGUGCCGGCAAACUGUCCAAUCAGCUGCUGCCUGUCCUAGUGGCUGGGGUGAGAGACAGCGACAGUGAGGUUCGCAACAACAGCGUGUUCGCACUGGGAGCACUGGCCCAGGCUGCUGGACCCCUCGUCGCACGAGACUACCCCAUGAUGCUGUCCCUCUUCUCCAACCUGCUGUCUAAAGAACAAGAUAGGAGGGUGAUUGACAACCUGUGUGCUGCCCUCUGCAGGAUGAUCAUGAGCAACAUGGAGGGUGUCCCUCUGGAACAGGUGUUCCCUGCCCUCCUGGCUCACCUCCCUCUGAAGGAGGACAUGGAGGAGAAUAAGACUGUGUACAGCUGCUUGGCCAUGCUCUACUCUCAGAACCCUGCACUGGUCCUGAGUCAAAUUAAGCCAAUAGUAUCUGCUUCCAGCCACGUCCUGGGAACCAAGGAUCUUGACACAGAAACCCAGAACACCCUGGUCAUGCUGCUCCGAGACGUCGCUCAGCGUCACUCCAAGGAAUUCGAGGUCGCCAUGAAGUCACUUCCCGCUGAGCAGAAGAUGAAGCUGACAGGGGCCGUUAGCCAAUCCUAGCACACCACGUCAACCAGCUAUUCCAUGCCAGUCAAAGCCAGCGAAUUGUAGGAUUUGUGUUACUACAUAUGACAAGUGGGACAGUAGUUGUAAACCUGCAAACUCCUGCACUUGAACCAUUCUACUAUUAGGAUUCUAUCAUUAUUCAGAGGUUCUGUUCCUAGUUCUCACUUUUUAAUUUAUAUUGUCUGUGCUUUUUAGAAGUGAUUUAAUUUUUUGUGUGUUACUAGUAUGUGUUUGAUGUUUAUUUUUAGUCUGAUACUGGUUUAACCUUGUUGUAACUGAGAACCUCCAUCUAUUUUCUGCUGGCCCCCUUUUACCACACAUUUGAUCAACUGGCUUGACUAGUAUUGAGUGUGAAGCAAUGAACUGAACUCAUGAUAAAUGCCUUUUUCUCAGA
Molecule: messenger RNA, 1299 nt
Organism: Oncorhynchus tshawytscha (Chinook salmon)
Lineage: Eukaryota; Metazoa; Chordata; Actinopteri; Salmoniformes; Salmonidae
Product: importin-4-like
Exons: 6
Coding region: 222-899 (225 amino acids)
Biological process (GO): protein import into nucleus
Cellular component (GO): nucleus; cytoplasm
Molecular function (GO): nuclear import signal receptor activity; protein binding
Source: RefSeq, a predicted model, not a curated record